Molecule: messenger RNA, 1587 nt
Organism: Sinocyclocheilus anshuiensis
Lineage: Eukaryota; Metazoa; Chordata; Actinopteri; Cypriniformes; Cyprinidae
Product: proline-rich protein 35-like
Exons: 3
Coding region: 319-1587 (422 amino acids)
Source: RefSeq, a predicted model, not a curated record
CAGCGGCCGCCUCUGGAACGGAACAUGACACAGACGCACAGCAGAUCCUUCAUCAAGAGUCAAAUUGAGAAAACUUCAUGCGUCACGAUCCAACUCAUUCUGCUGAACUACUGUGGAGCUGAAAUCUGAUGGCUGCGCUCCCACAUGAUCCCACUCCUGACCAAACACAAGUUUACAUGUUUACACACACAAUUCAUCCUACAAACACACACUCGGUGCAAACCUGUCCUCAAACACACACAUAACCAUAAGCACACAAGCUCCUCAGAAAUCCAGCUUUGAGAGAAACACGUUUUGGGACCGUUUUCAUAUCGCACCAUGUCGAAGGAAGACUGUAAGGUGGGCUGUAAACACAAGGAACGCAAGCCCAAAAAGCCACACUACAUCCCACGGCCAUGGGGCAAACCCUACAACUACAAAUGCUUCCAGUGUCCAUUCACGUGCAUGGAGAAAUCACACCUGUACAACCACAUGAAGUACAGCCUGUGCAAGAACUCCCUGUCGCUGCUCAUCGAGUCCGACUGGCCGUAUAAAAAAGAGCAGCUCCGGCUCCAGCAGGGAGGCGUUCGCUCACGUAGCCCGACUAAGGGUCACUCAGAGCAGGUCGCGAUGUCAGACGAGCCCUCGCAUUCGGCGGCGAGUCUGGAGGAGGGUGAGAAAGGAGAAUCUGAAAGAGAAGCGGAGAUAGACGAAGAGGUUGUGGAGACCAAUGCAUCGAUGGUGAUGAGUCACGAAUCUGCGGAAACGUGUUCAAGAGGAAGCAAACGACCAAAGCAAGAAGCUGAACUCGUGAUGGCCGACGUGUUCUCUCUUGAGGAGCAACUUUUGCGAGCACAUUCGGUUGAGGUAGAGUCAAAACUGAGACACUAUAGAUUGUCCAAAACGUGUCUGUCUGGACCGGCGGCAUUGCUUUCGGAGCAAUGGCGCAUCUUAAGCAACCAGACAUCUGGUGCAAAGCCUAAAUCGGAUCCGGUGGCGUCUUCUCUGCCCUGUUAUCCUCCACCGGCGUCAAUGGGUCAAAUCGAAUGCCCUGAAACACCGGGUUUCAAUCUGUCUUUGCUUGGUGUUGGAUAUCCGUUGGCUCCCGGACUCCUUUCAUAUCUAAACCCAGCACUUAGCUUACCUGCGAGUACGGCGAACACAAGCGCACCGCUGCCGUUCCUGGCAUCAACCCAUGCACAAAGACACUCAGAGCAUCCUUUACUUCCUCCUCACCUGUAUUACCCUUUCCUGUGUGAGCACACUUUCGGAGCGACGCCUUCCUCGAUGUCCUCCGAGACAGGAAAGCUCAUCAAACCGCCAACCGCAAGCCUGCCGCCCCCUUCGUACCCUCCCAAACUCAACCUGUGGAAGGUCCCGGCCCUCCGGCCCACAUCCUCACCCGCGGCCUGGCCGUCGCCCUCCUGUUCCUCCCCAGAACCGAGCCACGGCGUAAAGCAGAGGAUACUAUCGAGGGAAGUGAAGAGCGCCAGGCCACAGGACGCCUACAUCAGAGAGCAAAGUCUGAAGAGGGCAGCGGCAUCCUUGGACUCCCAUAGUGCACCAGGAGAGAAGAAACCAGCUCUUGAGUUUGCCCUCGACUCUUAA